Molecule: messenger RNA, 1412 nt
Organism: Condylura cristata (star-nosed mole)
Lineage: Eukaryota; Metazoa; Chordata; Mammalia; Eulipotyphla; Talpidae
Gene: KDELR3
Product: KDEL (Lys-Asp-Glu-Leu) endoplasmic reticulum protein retention receptor 3
Exons: 5
Coding region: 76-720 (214 amino acids)
Biological process (GO): protein retention in ER lumen; endoplasmic reticulum to Golgi vesicle-mediated transport
Cellular component (GO): membrane; endoplasmic reticulum; cis-Golgi network
Molecular function (GO): ER lumen protein retrieval receptor activity
Source: RefSeq, a predicted model, not a curated record
CCGCGGAGACGUGGCAGCCGCUUCGCCCCAAGUUUCCUGGAGUUGGCUGGCGGGCGCCCGGCCGCCGGCAGCGCCAUGAACGUGUUCCGGAUCCUGGGCGACCUGAGCCAUCUCCUGGCCAUGAUCCUGCUGCUGGGGAAGAUCUGGAGGUCCCAGAGCUGCGCGGGCAUCUCCGGGAAGAGCCAGGUCCUUUUUGCUCUCGUCUUCACCACCAGGUACCUGGACCUGUUCACCAACUUCAUCUCCAUCUACAAUACAGUAAUGAAGGUGGUGUUCCUCCUCUGUGCCUACGUCACAGUGUAUAUGAUCUACGGGAAAUUUCGGAAGACCUUCGACAGUGAGAACGACACUUUCCGCCUGGAGUUUCUUCUGGUUCCCGUCAUCGGCCUCUCCUUCCUUGAGAACUACAACUUCACGCCCCUGGAGAUCCUCUGGACCUUCUCCAUCUACCUGGAGUCGGUGGCUAUCCUGCCCCAGCUUUUCAUGAUCAGCAAGACUGGCGAGGCCGAGACCAUCACCACGCACUACCUGUUCUUCCUCGGGCUGUACCGGGCCCUCUACCUGGCUAACUGGGUCAGGCGGUACCAGACCGAGAAUUUCUACGACCAGAUCGCUGUGGUGUCUGGGGUUGUACAAACCAUCUUCUACUGCGACUUCUUUUACCUGUAUGUGACCAAAGUCCUCAAAGGAAAGAAGCUAAGUCUCCCGAUGCCGAUUUGAGGACCCCCAGAUGUCCUACGCCUGCACCCAGACUCGGCGCAAACCACUGGAGAGGUUCUCCCAGGCAACUCAACGCAGCCUCCACCCCAUGUGAGCAGGACACCCCAUGAACGCUCGGUGCGCACGUGAGCCAGGCUGGGCUCACACGCUGCGCUGCCCGCGAGGCCGAUGGAAACCUCGGUGCUUAGCCCAUGAGCCACCGACCGACCAGCGGCCCCUCAGCCUGGUGAGACUCGUGCCCCAGCCCCAGGGGGACAGCGCAGCUCAGGAUCAGGCCAACACUGCAGUGGGAUUUUGCUUUUCCAGAGAGACCGGUUUUAGAGGACACAAAGGUGCUAUCUGGCAGGUGCAACAUUGUUUCACUUUUCAUGGGCCUUGAAGCCACAGGCAAAGGGGCUUCCUGCCCUCCCUUACCUUUCAAGCCAUUGGGCUUGUGCCAGGCUGCACUGGCCCAGCACACACUCACGCCUUGGCCUAGGUGGGCACCGCAGGAGGGCUGCUUACUGGGGGCGUACAGCCCACUAGGCUUGUUGCUUGGAGAACUCCCACCCCACCUCACGACCAAUGGCCCUCCUUUCCCCAUUUUCUGGUGCUAACCAACACCCCCCACCUCGGGCCUCACCCAGGAAGACCCGGAAGGGGAAGGGGACUGCCUGCCGUUGGCCUAGUCAAGGUUGUUUUUAAGCAAUAAA